Messenger RNA from Cricetulus griseus (Chinese hamster), 1064 nucleotides. The record is from RefSeq and is a predicted model, not a curated record. Lineage: Eukaryota; Metazoa; Chordata; Mammalia; Rodentia; Cricetidae.
UGUACAGACUGCUGCCGCGCCAGCUGGCCAGGUUGCUCUGAUCACCACCACAGCAGCAUGCAUGAUGGACCUCAGAAGAUACCCACUGGACGAGCAAAACUGCACCCUGGAAAUCGAAAGCUAUGGCUACACUACGGAUGACAUUGAAUUUUACUGGCGUGGCGGGGACAAGGCUGUCACUGGCGUGGAAAGGAUCGAGCUCCCACAGUUCUCCAUUGUGGAGCACCGUCUGGUCUCCAGGAAUGUUGUCUUCGCCACAGGUGCCUAUCCUCGACUCUCAUUGAGUUUUCGGUUGAAGAGAAACAUUGGUUACUUCAUUCUUCAGACGUAUAUGCCCUCAAUACUGAUCACAAUACUCUCGUGGGUGUCCUUCUGGAUCAAUUAUGAUGCAUCUGCUGCUCGAGUUGCCCUUGGGAUCACCACCGUGCUCACCAUGACAACCAUCAACACUCACCUUCGGGAGACUCUGCCCAAAAUCCCCUAUGUCAAAGCCAUCGACAUGUACCUGAUGGGCUGCUUCGUCUUUGUAUUCCUGGCCCUUCUGGAAUAUGCCUUUGUCAAUUACAUUUUCUUUGGAAGAGGUCCCCAAAGGCAGAAGAAGCUUGCAGAGAAGACAGCCAAAGCCAAGAAUGAUCGUUCAAAGAGCGAAAGCAACCGGGUGGAUGCUCAUGGGAAUAUCCUAUUAACAUCGCUGGAGGUUCACAAUGAAAUGAAUGAGGUUGCAGGCAGUGUUGGUGACACCAGGAAUUCAGCAAUAUCCUUUGACAACUCAGGAAUCCAGUAUAGGAAACAGAGCAUGCCCAGGGAAGGGCAUGGGCGGUACAUGGGAGACAGAAGCAUCCCGCACAAGAAGACCCAACUACGGAGGAGGUCUUCACAGCUCAAAAUCAAAAUCCCUGAUCUAACCGAUGUGAAUGCCAUAGACAGAUGGUCCCGGAUCGUGUUUCCAUUCACCUUUUCUCUUUUCAAUUUAGUUUACUGGCUGUACUAUGUUAACUGAGUGACUGUACUUGAUUUUUCAAAGACUUCAUUUAACACUGAGUGAAAUAUUACCCUGCCUGUCA